Anguilla rostrata (American eel) is the source of this 1552-nucleotide messenger RNA. RefSeq names its product RNA polymerase I subunit G (gene polr1g). Lineage: Eukaryota; Metazoa; Chordata; Actinopteri; Anguilliformes; Anguillidae. The transcript has 3 exons. Gene Ontology annotation, molecular function: RNA binding. Gene Ontology annotation, biological process: transcription by RNA polymerase I. The coding region runs from base 168 to 1160 and encodes 330 amino acids. Gene Ontology annotation, cellular component: RNA polymerase I complex. The record is from RefSeq and is a predicted model, not a curated record.
CUUAAAACCGGAACUUAAUUUGUGGACUACGGAACGGUGUCGAGAGUGUAAUCGCGAGUGCAAAAUAGUAUCUGGUCACACGUGUUGAAUUAGUGUGGCAGCGAUGUUUGUCCUAUGAACGAAUUAUUUAUUAUAUUGUAGCUAACGUUAAUAUUAAUGUAGAAGCCAUGGCUGCGAAGCCGAGAGAAGUAUCAAGUAGUGAUGCAGAAUCGGAUUCGGAAAGCGAAUUAGUGCAAGAAAAACAGACACGACAACGGCAGCAUACCAAGUACCAGUGUCCAGCGGAUUUUGUCUUCUGCGACAUCAGGCCGUGUGCCAGUACACGUCUGGAGAAUGUGAAAGACGGCGACACAGAGCUGUGGCUCAUCAAAGCGCCCGCAUCGUUCAGUCCAGACAGUUUCUCUGGUAUGAGGGUUCCCGUGGUGGGCCUGGAGACCAUCCAGCCGCGCAGCAGGAAGCAGCAGGUCUACAGCGUCCUCAGCACACCCGUCGCCGUGGGCGACGCUCGCCUCCUGUCGCCCGGCAGCCAGCGCACCGGCGGCACGCUCUGCGCCCCCGCCUUCUCCGGCAUCAUCAACAUCUGCGAGAGCUACGGGGAUCGCCGGGGCCACCAGGUUCCCAUGGCGAUCCCCGCGUGCCCCGCCCCUCUCAUCCUGGAGGGGCUCAAGCAGCGCUUCCAGCCCUUCGGGAGCAGAACCCUGCCCGGCCAGGGGUCCGAAGCGGGGGGGCCGCAGGAGGAGGGCCCCGCCGAGGGCCCUGCAGCAGCCAAGCGCAUGAGAACAGACCCAGAGGAGAGCGCCGCCCCAAAGAAGAAGAAGAAGAAGAAGAAGAAAGACAAUGACGCUGUGGUGGCGAAGGAGGAGAUGGUGGAGGAGGAGGUCUCGGCAGCGGCGAGCCAUGGUCGACCAGACACACCCCCGGUCACUGCCCAAGAGCCUGCCCCAGGGGAGGAAGCGGUGGAGAAGAAGAAGAAGAAAAAGAAGAGCAAGGAUAGAGACAGAGGAGAGGUGGAAGAGAGUGGCAGAGACGUGGAGACGGGUUUGAGAUUAAAAGAGGAAGUAGAGGUGAAAACUGAGCAAAUGGACCUUGCUUGCAGUAGCAUGGAGAAUUUGGUGAAAAAGAAAAAGGUGAAGAAAGAAAAGAAGCAAACGCAGGACUAGCACACCUCAUUUUUACUCUUAACCAGAGCAGAGCAAAGCCUAGAUUUCUGUAGUGAUAAUACAGAAUUACAUUUGCGAAUACAGUAACCUGUCAGAGGUCUGAUUUUGCAGGUUACUGUUUAACAUAAAGGAAACCUAUACUGGAAAAAAUGCAAGCGCAAAAUGCAGAGAAUGGUAAAUUAAUUAAUUUUUUUUUUCCUUUUUUUAUAAUUUCAUUUUUUGUGAUAUGCUUUUUAAAAGGCUGUUUAUAAACAUGGUGGAGUAAUGAACCAUGGGAGUGUUGGCAUGUUGGCAACAGGGACCAUAUCCCAAGGAAACAUCCGGAAGAAUACUUCCAGUAAAAUGUCUUGAGCAAAAAUAAAAUACGUGUGUACACACCCUACUGUGCAAAA